Messenger RNA from Orycteropus afer afer, 1329 nucleotides. It is a transcript of the gene SLC52A2, whose product is annotated as solute carrier family 52 member 2. Gene Ontology annotation, molecular function: riboflavin transmembrane transporter activity. Gene Ontology annotation, cellular component: plasma membrane. Gene Ontology annotation, biological process: riboflavin transport. The record is from RefSeq and is a predicted model, not a curated record. NCBI's taxonomy places the organism in Eukaryota, Metazoa, Chordata, Mammalia, Tubulidentata, Orycteropodidae.
AUGGCAGCGCCCUCACUGGGCCACCUGGUGCUGGCCCACCUCCUGGUGGCACUCUUUGGCAUGGGCUCCUGGGCUGCCGUCAACGGGAUCUGGGUGGAGCUGCCCCUGGUCGUGAAGGACCUCCCCGAAGGUUGGAGCCUACCCUCCUACCUCUCUGUGCUGGUGGCGCUGGGGAACCUGGGCCUGCUGGUGGUGACGCUGUGGCGGCGGUUGGCCCCCAACAAAGGGGAGCGAGUCCCCAUCCGGGUGGUGCAGGCGCUGAAUGUGCUGGGUACAGCCCUACUGGCCCCUCUGUGGCACCACGUGUCCUCUGUGGCAGGGCAACCCUGCUCGGUGGCCUUCUUAACUCUGACUUUGUUGCUGGCACUAGCUUGCUGCGCCUCUAAUGUCACUUUCCUGCCCUUCCUGAGCCACCUACCGCCUCUUUUCCUGCGGUCUUUCUUCCUGGGUCAGGGCUUCAGCGCCCUGCUGCCCUGCGUGCUGGCCCUGGCGCAGGGUGUCGGUCGCCUCGAGUGCCCACUAGCCACCGCCAACGGCACCCUGGGGCUUCCCCACUACUUCCCGGAGCGCUUCUCCGCCAGCUCCUUCUUCUGGACACUGACUGCCCUUCUGGUCACCUCAGCUGCUGCCUUCCAGGGUCUCCUGCUGCUGUCCCCGUCCCUGCUGCCACCACCAUCUGUACCCCCAGGGGCCCCACAAGCUGGUCCUGAGGACGGGGAGGGAGAAGAGGUCUUGCCCCUGCAGGAGCCAGCAAGCCAGGCGGCAGACACCAUGUCCAGCCCUGAGCCUGAGGCCCAUAGGCUGCUGUCAGCCCGUGGCAUCUGUCUGCUGGGCCUGCUCACGGUCACCAACGCGCUGACCAACGGCGUACUGCCUGCCGUGCAGAGCUUCUCCUGCCUGCCCUACGGACGCCUGACGUACCACCUGGCCGUGGUGCUGGGCAGUGCCGCCAACCCCCUUGCCUGCUUCUUGGCCAUGGGCGUGCUGUGCAGGUCCUUGGCAGGCCUGGCUGGUCUCUCUCUGCUGGGCGUGCUCUUUGGGGCUUACCUGGUAGCCCUGGCGAUCCUAAGCCCCUGCCCACCCCUGGUGGGCACCUCUGCAGGAAUAGUCCUCGUGGUGGUAUCCUGGGUGCUGUGUCUGGGCUUGUUCUCCUACGUGAAGGUGGCGGCAAGCUCCCUGCUGCAUGGCGGGGGCCAACAGGCACUGUUGGCAGCAGGGGUGGCUAUCCAGGUGGGCUCCCUGCUUGGGGCUGUCACCAUGUUUCCUCCCACCAGCAUCUACCACGUGUUCCACAGCAGGGAGGACUGUGUGGACACGUGUGGCUCUUGA